Molecule: messenger RNA, 831 nt
Organism: Exophiala spinifera
Lineage: Eukaryota; Fungi; Ascomycota; Eurotiomycetes; Chaetothyriales; Herpotrichiellaceae
Exons: 1
Coding region: 1-831 (276 amino acids)
Source: RefSeq, a predicted model, not a curated record
AUGACUGAUUUUUCUUCAAUCCAGAACUCGGUGUUGGUCGCCGCGCGAGAUGCAGCGCUGCAAAAACAGGCAGCCAAUACCCUGGACGGGAAAGUGGCUAUCGUGUCAGGGUCAAGUUCAGGAAUAGGGAAAGCAAUUGCUGUCGAACUAGCAUCUCGAGGUGCAGCGGUUAUCAUCAAUUAUCCUCUGCCAAGUCUCGAGGCCGAAGCAACCGCUGUGCUAGAACUUCUCCCAACACCGUCGAAAGCUGUAUGUGCGGACAUGGGCUCGAAAGACGGUCCUGCACUAGUAGUGGAAGCGGCUGUUAAAGCGUUUGGAAAGAUCGACAUUAUAGUCAAUAAUGCAGCUAUCGCUGUCAACAAACCGUUUGAGGAGCAAACGCUGGACGAUUGGAAUCGGCUGGUCAACGUCAACGGACGAGGAGUCUUCCUGCUUACCCAGGCCGCACUACCGUACCUCACACAGCCCGGAAGCAGGAUCGUCAACAUCUGCAGUGCAUCGUCGCGAGCACCUCCGCCCCUGCAGACCAUCUACGCGGGGACGAAAGGCAUGGUGGACAGCUUUACUCGUUGCUGGGCCAAGGAGCUGUCGCGGAAAUAUGGGUGUACAGUAAAUGCUGUCAGUCCAGGACCAACACGGACCGAAGGGUUUGCGGCAGCUGGACCAGAGGCCAUGAAGAUCUUGCAGCCGACAAUUGACAGUAUUCCAGCUGCUCCAAGAAUGGCAGAAGCUUCGGAGAUUGCAUACGCGGUUGCAUUUCUGUGCGAAGAGAGGGCCAGGUGGAUUAAUGGAUUGCAUCUUCAUGCAAACGGCGGCCUGGUUGUGGACUGA